This is a messenger RNA of Syngnathus acus (greater pipefish), 7321 nucleotides long. It is a transcript of the gene tjp1a, whose product is annotated as tight junction protein 1a. Gene Ontology annotation, biological process: protein localization to cell-cell junction; cell-cell adhesion; positive regulation of blood-brain barrier permeability. Gene Ontology annotation, molecular function: cell adhesion molecule binding. Gene Ontology annotation, cellular component: plasma membrane; bicellular tight junction. The transcript has 31 exons. Bases 393 to 5774 code for a protein of 1793 amino acids. The record is from RefSeq and is a predicted model, not a curated record. Lineage: Eukaryota; Metazoa; Chordata; Actinopteri; Syngnathiformes; Syngnathidae.
CCGCCAGGGCAUCCUCUCCUCCUUGCUCUUUCUGAGCGCAUCAAACUAAACAAAACAGAGGGUGGACAAAGAGGAACAAGUGGCCGCUCCCGGGCGUGCCACAACAAUGAGUCGGUCCUGCCUAAAAUUGAAUGGAUUAGCCAAUCUAUUCUGAGCUCUAAUGAGAUUAGAGGGGCAGCGAGCAGACAUGCAGGGUGGCGGCGGCGUGGUACCUUUCCUCCGGCUCCCCGGGGACUGCUCCCACGGGAAAUGGCGCCGUUGAUGCCGCUGGACGCGCGGUCGAUGUCGAGGGACCUUUGGAGACAUUUGAACGCACGCUCACCUGCGCCGCGCUUGAGCGGGGCGCGGAUUCCUCGAAGUAGCGCUCCAAAGUAGAGAGACGGAACCCGAAGAUGAAGUACCAGAAAUACAUCACGGUGAUGCAGAUGGCCAUGGGAGUGACAGCCUCCAACAAAGACUGCCUCCCCACCAAGAGACAGCUGUGGGUAACGCCGCCAGACGGAGAGACGUCACCCACUGGUGUUGCCGAGUCUUCAGAUGGGCCUAUAGGUGCUACUGGGGGUGCUGGUGCUAUGGCCAUGCCUGCCACGUCCACCCUCUCUUUGCCCGUAAGUCAGGGGAAACCUUCCUUGCGUCGAAUCAAGGGUCGCAUUCACCGCAGCAAGAGCCUAGACAGCAUUGAUCUGCUUGACUCGAACAGUGCAGCAAUGGAGGAAACGGUCAUAUGGGAACAGCACACAGUGACUCUUCACAGGGCUGCUGGGUUUGGGUUUGGCAUUGCCAUCUCAGGUGGACGAGACAACCCACAUUUUCAAAGUGGGGAGACGUCCAUUGUGAUAUCUGAUGUUUUAAAAGGAGGUCCAGCAGAGGGUUUGCUGCAAGAAAAUGACCGAGUGGUUAUGGUCAAUGCAGUGUCUAUGGACAAUGUGGAGCAUGCGUAUGCUGUACAACAACUGCGCAAGAGUGGCAAAAAUGCAAAGAUAACUAUUCGGAGGAAAAGGAAAGUACAGAUCCCUGUUUCUCGGCCAGGGGACAGGGAGACCAUGUCAGAGCAUGAGGAAGGGGAAAGCGAUGAGGAAGAUGGCUAUGAGCAUCACCGUGGUCGUGCUGAGCAAAGUGCCUAUGCUGGCGCAAGUGGAGGCACGAGCAGUAGUCGGCAACACGAUCGUGAACGUAGCAGCAGUGGAAGACGGGAUCACAGUGCCUCGCGGGAAAGGAGCGUCUCACCACGCUCUGAUCGACGUUCGCAAGCCUCCUCUGCUCCCAGCAGGCCUUCCAAGGUCACACUUGUCAAGUCACGGAAACAUGAAGCAGAAUAUGGACUGCGAUUAGCCAGCCACAUCUUUGUGAAGGACAUUUCGCCUGAGAGCCUUGCUGCCAGGGAUGGAAACAUCCAGGAGGGAGACGUAGUUCUAAAGAUCAAUGGGACAGUUACUGAGAACCUAUCACUGAUAGAUGCCAAGAAACUGAUUGAGCGCUCAAAGGGCAAGCUAAAAAUGGUUGUUCAGAGAGAUGACAGAGCCACGCUUCUGAGCAUUCCUGACCUAGAUGACAGCAUUCCGUCAGCCAAUAACUCCGAUAGAGAUGACAUUUCAGAAAUACAUUCACUGACAUCAGACCAUUCCAAUCGAUCCCGUGGCCGGGGACGCUCACGCUCACCUGACAAGAAUGAGCCAUCGGACCAUCUCCGACUCUCACCUCGGCAGAUCACCAAUGGCAGCCAUCGAAGUCGGGAUGAGGAGCGAUCUAAACCACCAGUUGUUAUGUCCAUGCCAGUCAAAAGCACUGAUGAUGGUGUCUUGUCUCAGGGCAGUGACCAAACCAGCUCCAGAGAUGACAGUCAGUUACCUCCGCUGCCUGAACCAAAGCCUGUGUAUGCACAGCCUGGCCAGCCUGAUGUGGACCUGCCAGUCAGCCCCUCUGAUGCACCUGUGCCCAGCGCCGCUCAUGAUGACAGUAUCCUCAGGCCAAGUAUGAAGCUGGUCAAGUUCAAAAAGGGUGAGAGUGUCGGACUUCGGCUGGCUGGAGGAAACGAUGUUGGAAUUUUUGUAGCCGGAGUUUUGGAGGACAGUCCUGCAGCUAAGGAAGGACUGGAAGAAGGGGACCAGAUUCUCAGGGUGAACAAUGUAGACUUCGCCAAUAUAAUUAGAGAAGAGGCAGUGCUGUUUCUGCUUGAUCUCCCAAAGGGAGAGGAAGUUACAAUCCUUGCUCAGAAGAAGAAAGAUGUGUAUCGGAGAAUAGUGGAGUCAGACGUGGGCGACUCCUUCUACAUUCGCACCCAUUUUGAAUACGAAAAAGAGUCCCCAUAUGGCUUGAGCUUUAACAAGGGCGAGGUGUUCCGAGUGGUAGACACCCUCUACAAUGGCAAAUUAGGCUCCUGGCUUGCUAUUCGCAUUGGCAAGAACCAUCAGGAGGUAGAGAGGGGCAUCAUACCCAACAAGAACAGGGCUGAGCAGCUGUCCAGUGUACAGUACACUCUUCCCAAAACACCGGGGGGUGACAGAGCAGAUUUCUGGCGAUUCCGUGGCUUGCGAAGCUCAAAGAGGAAUUUGCGGAAGAGCAGGGAGGACCUAUCAGCACAGCCAGUUCAGACUAAGUUCCCUGCUUAUGAGAGGGUGGUGCUUAGGGAAGCUGGAUUCUUGAGGCCAGUGGUCAUCUUUGGGCCAAUAGCAGACGUUGGAAGGGAAAAGCUGGCCAGAGAGGAGCCUGAUAUCUUUGAAUUAGCAAAAACACAGCAACAACAAGGAGGAGAAAAAAGUGAACCAAGGGAUGCCGGAACUGACCACAAAAGCUCUGGCAUCAUUCGCCUGCACACCAUCAAACAGAUUAUUGAUCGGGACAAGCAUGCCGUGCUGGACAUCACUCCAAAUGCAGUGGACCGCUUGAACUAUGCGCAGUGGUAUCCCAUUGUGGUGUUUCUCAACCCUGACACAAAGCAAGGUGUCAAGAACAUGAGAACCAGACUCUGCCCAGAGUCUCGGAAGAGUGCCAGGAAACUCUAUGAACGAGCCCUAAAAUUGAGGAAGAACAAUCACCAUCUUUUCACUACAACUAUAAACUUGAACAACAUGAACGAUGGAUGGUUUGGAGCACUCAAGGAAAUAAUUCAGCAGCAGCAAAACCAGCUGGUGUGGGUUUCAGAGGGCAAGGCUGACGGGGCAGCAGAGGACGGUCUGGAUAUCCACGAUGACCGUCUGUCCUACCUGUCGGCACCGGGCAGUGAGUAUUCCAUGUACAGCACCGACAGCCGCCACACCUCUGACUACGAGGACACGGACACGGAGGGCGGAGCCUACACCGACCAGGAGCUGGACGAAACGCUGAAUGACGAUGUGGGUCCUCCGACGGGGCCUGCCAUCACCCGCUCCUCUGAGCCUGUCCGCGAGGACCCGCCCGUCAUCCAGGAACCACCUGGCUACCCCGGCUACCAGCACGCGUUGCAGUCGGACCCCCUGAACCGCAUCGACCCGGCUGGUUUCAAGGCCCCGGCGCCGCAGCAGAAAGCAGAAGCCACUGCCAUCCCUAGCAACCCCCAGCUCCCUGAGCCCCUGGCUGAGACAGUGACCCCUGCCGUAAAAACUGUAGGGGGCCCGAGCCCCGGCGAGGCUCCUGGAGCUCACCACAGGCUACCAAGCCCCAACCCAGAGGCUGGCUCGCUAAAGAGGCCCACGCCUGAGCUAGCCCCUGAGAGUGUCACAUCAGAACCAAGACAGUCUGGACUGGCCAGUUCAGAAGCAAAGAUGUUUCAAAAGGCUCCCUAUAGCCCAGACAGCACAGGGAGACCCGGUCCUGGAUUGAAACCUGGGAAUUAUAACCCUCAACAGGGAUACCAACCUGAUCAGCAACCGUACAGAGAUUAUGACCACCCACCGAGUCGGUUUGAUGUCAACAGUGGAAGUGGUUACGUAGAACCAAAGUAUAGAAACUAUGACUCUCCGCCCUUUGAGAACAGUGUGCCUCCUCUCUACGACCAGCAACAGUGGAAUCCUUACGUCCACACACACUCGACUGCCGACUCACAAGGCUACGAUCCACGCCUGCCAUACAGCGAUGGCCCCGAGUCUCAGUACACCCCUCCGCUCCGUUUCGAUGAGCCGCCGCCUCAGCAGGGAUUCGACGGACGGCCUCGCUACGGUAAACCCGCAGUUCCUGGGCCCGCCCGUUACGAUGACCCCCCACCGCUUUCUCCAGACCUCCACUACAACCAAGAUUCUCAACACUCUCCGGCUGUCCGCUCUCCCAGCGGCCAACGGCCUUCCUACAACCAGGGACCAACACAGCACGUAAAAGGCUACAAACCUCAGCCGUAUGACGCAGCUCCUGUAAACUCUGACACCAGCCCCACAUCGCCUCCAAAAGCGGAGGUCAACUCAUUUUCCACCACAGACAUUUCAAAGCUCGACACUGCCAGAAAAGAGAUACGCGAGGAUGACCCCGCCAUGCAACCACAGUCUGUUCUAACGAGAGUCAAAAUGUUUGAAAACAAACGUUCGGUGUCUGUGGACCGAGCCAGAGAUACGGUGGAUCCAUCUGCAAACAAGGCUGCAGAUUUGCCCUUGAAAGCAGGGGGAAUCAUCCCAAAAGCCAAUUCUUUGAGCAACCUGGACUCAGAAAAGAGCUUUAGAGUCCCUGAGCCUCAGAAGCCUCAGUCCAAAGCGGCUGAUGACAUUGUGCGUGCCAACCAUUAUGACCCGGAUGAGGAUGAGGACUACUAUAGGAAACAGCUCUCUUACUUUGACAGACUUCAGACUGGCCCCGCCAAACCUCAAGCUCAAGCACAAACAACGCACAACUUCUCCAGAACAGAAUCAGUGGAGAAACCAAGUACAGCAGAGAAAAGAUAUGAACCAGUACCCCAGUUGACACCAACUUUGCCACCAGCCACACUUCCCAAGCCCUUAACUGAAGCCAAACCUCCUUCCAGAGAGGACACUGUCCAUAGCAACUUGCUGCCUCACAAAGGUUUUCCUGAGAAGUCUCCAGUGAAUGGCACAAGUGAAAAGCUUCUGAAAACUUUCACCAGCAGCGGGGCUCCACCAGCAUCAAGCUACAACCGCUAUUUGCCCAAACCCUACACAGCGUCUGCCAGGCCUUUUGAACGCAAGUUCGACAGUCCCAAAUUCAACCACAACCUUCUGCCCAAUGACAAGCCAGAUAUGGCCUCAAAGGGUCAAAGUGCAAGCCCAGCAAAGCCCUCCCAGUCCCACAACGCAGACCAUGACAGUGGCCUAGAUACAUUCACUCGUACAAUGGACCAUCGCACUAAGUAUCAGCACAACAAUGUCAACGCUGUGCCCAAGGCCAUUCCCGUGAGCCCCACUGCCCUGGAGGAUGACGACGAUGAGGAUGAGGGCCACACUGUGGUCGCGACUGCCCGGGGUAUCUUCAACAGCAACGGUGGUGUCCUGAGCUCUAUCGAAACGGGCGUCAGCAUUAUUAUCCCUCAGGGUGCCAUUCCUGAAGGCAUAGAGCAGGAGAUCUACUUCAAGGUCUGCCGAGAUAACAGCAUCCUGCCUCCACUUGACAAGGAGAAAGGGGAGACUUUGCUGAGCCCUCUGGUGAUGUGUGGACCUCACGGCCUCAAGUUUUUGAAGCCUGUGGAGCUGCGCUUACCUCACUGUGCGUCAAUGACCCCUGAUGGUUGGUCUUUUGCUCUAAAAUCCUCCGACUCCUCGUCGGGUGACCCCAAAAACUGGCAGAACAAGUCUCUCCCUGGAGACCCCAACUACCUGGUGGGAGCCAACUGUGUUUCUGUGCUCAUCGACCACUUUUAAGUGGGGGGGGGGGGGGGGGCAGCAGGUGUGAUGUUACAAAAUAUGCAUCCAUAGUGGAUAAACAUGGACACAUACACAUUGACAGCUGCACUCUCCAACUCCCGACGGUGACGUGAAGAAGAUCCAGUCAGUGCUGUUUACGGCCAGGCGCUGAAGAAACAAACUUUUGCCAUCAAAUGAAGUCUUGAUGAAGUAAAACCACUGAUGCAUGCCCCCCCUACCCCGCCCCCACUGAAGAUUAUCACUAUCUAUACAUACAGUACAAUAAAGUUUUUAUAUGCGUAUACAUGGAUGAAUUGUUUUCCAAUUUGCGCCACCAGCGAACAUAUUUUACAAACCUGUGUCGGUGUAUUUAUGCUAUAUAUGCAUACAGUAUAUAUAGUAGUCUAGAUAAAAUGUAUAAUGCAUUUUUGUCCUGAAUUCAACCUCCUAUUAUUUUUCAGUUGAGGUGACUGAAUAUAAUAUGUAUCCAUAUUCUUCCACUUUGAGGGAAUGUGGUGAAAGUUUGAGUCUCAGACGAGGCAGUCGAAGGAGUUUGCAGGUCAGCUGGAUCUAAAAGCCAAGCAGCACACUUUAACCUUUAUUCUUCCUCUGUUGCGCCUUUUCUUCCGGUGAGACCUUGUAGCUUGAGUUGUUCUCACUCCUUCCAGCCUGAGGGAGAUCUAUGCAUGUCGUUCUACUCAGGUCCAGUGGCCUCCUUCGUUGCUUCCUCACAUUUGUUUCCAGUCAUCUCUUUUUGCACUCUUGCAUUCAAACACAAUAAGCAGUGAUGCCUUAUCUGGAGCUCAUUCACCUCUUUUCAUGAAGGAAACAAUAAUUUAUGAUGAGUAACUGUCUCGUGUUGUUUGGUUUGCCGUUCUUGUUAAUCAGUGUAUAAGCAAACUCGGAUUCAGCACACAGUAAUGGUUGUGAUUGGAUAACAAAUGUAUGUUGGUUUUAUCUCCUAUGCAUUACUUACAACAACAAACACAAGAAGAUGAAGAGUGACUGUAAAUAAUGCUAGCAUAUUGCCUUGGUUCUUUUGUUUGUAAAUGAACUUUUUUUAUUCUUUCUUUUUGUAUAAAAUGUAGCGAAAACAUUUUAAAAAGUGGAAGAGUAACAAGGAAAUAUGAUCAUCUUUGUAUUCUGGAUUAUACCCUCGAGCCUUGAAAUGUUGAACCCGACAGUAUACUACAUGACAUCUUUUCUACCAACAUAUUCUCGUUCAAUUACCAUCAGAAAUUGUCUUUUUAUGGCUACUUAAGGAUCAGGAAAGUGUUUGGGCUGAAUUUUUUUUUUUUCUUCUCAAAACAAAAGUUGUACUCCCAAAAUGUUCCUUUCACUACUGGAUGCUGUAUUGUGUGCCCUUAAAUGUAUUUUUGUACUAAUAGACAAUUACUGAUAUAUGGCACACCAGUACCAUCUUAUUUUUAGACUUAACACAGCUUUAAUCGGAUAAUAGCUCUUCACGUGUGGCUGAUUUCAUUAUUAUUAUUUUCCUCCUCUGCAACACAAUUUUAAGUAUACCACUGUAUUAAUAAAUAAAAUCAUUUUAAAGUAACGUUUGA